Messenger RNA from Rubroshorea leprosula, 1265 nucleotides. NCBI's taxonomy places the organism in Eukaryota, Viridiplantae, Streptophyta, Magnoliopsida, Malvales, Dipterocarpaceae. The record is from the annotation of a GenBank genome assembly.
UCUUCCUCCACCGCAAACCCAUUUCCAUUUCCAUCCCCUCUUGUUCCUUCCCUUGUUUUCUUGCCUUUCCUUUUUUAUAUUAAUAGUUUUACAAUACCCAACCCAAAUCCAAAAUUCCACCAAUCAUACAAAGUAGACAACAAACAAGAACAUAAAAAAGCAAAAAGAAUUAGUGACCCCUUGUUUAAAAAAAAGGGCAAAAAUAUCCAACAUGAAAGGGGAGUAUGUAGAACACAAAAAUGAAAACCCCAACAACAUGUUCUCAAAACUUCACCACCCAAACCCACAACCCAACCAACACCAAAGCCACCCUUUUCCCCACCAUUUCCAACUCUCAAGGGUGUCACAGACGCCAGAAUCUGAUGACACCAGCCGCACCACUCCCAUCACUGCCCCUUCCCAGAAAGAACCCAACAGCAGCGGAGGUGGUGAUGAAGCCACCAUUGAAUUGGUUCGCAGGCCAAGGGGAAGGCCUCCAGGGUCGAAGAACAAGCCCAAGCCCCCUGUCAUCAUUACCCGGGAGCCCGACCCAGCUAUGAGUCCUUACAUUCUAGAAGUCCAAGGAGGGAACGACAUCGUUGAGGUUGUCUCCCGCUUCUGCCGGCGCAAGAAUCUCGGGAUUUGCAUCCUCACGGGAUCCGGCACCGUUUCCAACGUCACUCUCCGCCAGCCCUCCGCCACUCCUGGAGCCAUCAUAACCUUCCACGGCAGAUUCGACAUCCUCUCCCUCUCCGCCACGUUCCUCCCCCAAACCGCCUCCUAUCACGUUCCCAAUACGUUUUCGAUCUCUCUGGCAGGCCCACAGGGGCAGAUCGUAGGAGGGUUUGUUGCAGGACCACUGGUUGCAGCGGGGACCGUUUUUAUCAUAGCCUCCACUUUCAUCAACCCCUCGUACCACCAGUUGCCUGGAGAGGAAGAGGAGAGGAACCCAGUCUCACCCGGUGGCGGUGGUGAUGGGCAGUCGCAGUCUCCCCCCAUGUCCGGUGGCGGUGCGGACUCCGCUCAUGGUGGAGCAGACUCGUGUCCGGUCUCGAUGUACGGCUGUCAUUUGGGUGGUUCUGAUGUGAUCUGGGCACCAAACGCAAGACCACCGCCUUACUGAUGUUCAAGGUUUUUGAGAUUUCGAUUUUCCUUUCUUUUCCGUUUUUGUCUUUUUACCUUGAGACUGAGAUCACUGUGAAUGAAUUAAGCUUUAGAUGACCCUUUUUUUUUUUAAUUAUUAUGUAGUGAUUUUGCAAUUUCAUGUUAUGAAUAUUAUGAAUUUC